This is a messenger RNA of Onychostruthus taczanowskii (white-rumped snowfinch), 620 nucleotides long. Its product is annotated as UDP-N-acetylglucosamine transferase subunit ALG13 homolog. Gene Ontology annotation, biological process: dolichol-linked oligosaccharide biosynthetic process. The record is from RefSeq and is a predicted model, not a curated record. The transcript is spliced from 4 exons. Lineage: Eukaryota; Metazoa; Chordata; Aves; Passeriformes; Passeridae. Gene Ontology annotation, molecular function: hexosyltransferase activity. The coding region runs from base 92 to 589 and encodes 165 amino acids.
UCCCCUCAGCCCGGCCGCCAUUUCGGGAGCUGUGCGCGGGCGCGCGGCGCCCCCUGGCGGCCCCGCGGCCGGCCCGUCCCGCCCGGCGGCCAUGAAGUCCGUGUUCGUCACCGUGGGCACCACCAGCUUCGACGAGCUGAUCGCCACCGCCCGCUCCCCGCCCGCGCUGCAGGCGCUGCAGAGCCGCGGGUACCAGAAGCUGGUGCUGCAGGUGGGCCGGGGCUCGCUGCCGCAGCCGCAGCCCAGCAGCAGCCCGGCCGUGGCGGUGGAAGCGUUCCGCUUCAAGGACUCGCUGGCUGAGGAGCUGCAGAGCGCAGACCUGGUCAUCAGCCACGCAGGUGCUGGUAGCUGCCUGGAGACUCUAGAGAAAGGAAAACCACUAAUAGUAGUAAUAAAUGACAAGCUGAUGGACAACCAUCAGCUUGAGCUGGCCAAACAGCUCCACAGAGGUGGCUAUGUCCUCUACUGUAACUGCAGCACUCUUGUGGAGACACUGCAGUCGAUGGACUUGUCAGCUUUGAAACCUUUUCCUCCUGGACAGCCAGAAAAGUUUGCUUCAUUCUUGGAUACAGUUUUUGGGUUACAAUAAACAAAACAGAAAUAAAAAGGUUGGAAUAAAA